AUGCAUAGAAAAUACCACUUUGAGUUCAUUGGACUCAUUGAACCAAAACAGCAGUCAAGGAAAUUGGAUGGAUACAGAAGACAGAUUGACUUUGAACAAGCAAUUGUUAACACUUCUAACAAGAUUUGGGCUUUCAUUGAUGGGAAAUAUGAUCUAUAUGAUACAGAAGAGGAGAAAGAAUUCAUGGUCACUUUGGUUUAUGCUAAGUGUGAUCAUAUUGAAAGGAUUGAGCUGUGGGACUCAUUGUAUUAUCUGGCCAGUGACAUGACUAUUCCAUGCAUGGUAGGGGGAGAUUUCAAUGUCAUUUUGGAUGAGGAAGAGAAAUUUGGAGGCCUGCCAGUGUCAAUAAAUGAAGUGGAUAAUUUCAGACAUUGCAUGAACACCUGUAACCUCACAAAUAUGGGGUUCAAAGGGAGCAUAUAUACUUGGUGGAAUGGUCGAGCUGAGGAAGAUUGUAUUUUCAAGAGAUUAGACAGAUUUUUUGCAAACAUGGAGCUACAACAGAUAUGGCCAGGGCUGGAGAUUACUCACCUAUCCAAAAUUGGAUCUGAUCAUUGCCCCUUACUGAUUUCAUUUAUUCCAGAUACAGAGAAUUGGCAAACAGAUUUUCAAGCAAAUCCUUUUAUCAUUUUCAAUCACAAGCUUAAGAGAUUGAAGAAGGCAUUAUCUACAUGGAGCAGGACAACUUUUGGAGAUAUUUUUCAGAAAAUAGCUAGCCUGGAGGAAGUUGUGGUAGUACAUGAAGCACAUUUUGAGCUUAAUCCUACAAUUCAAAAUAGGGAAAGGCUACAAAAGGUGAAGGUAGAACUGUUUAAAUAUUUGGCUCUAGAGGAACAAUUUUGGAAACAAAAAUCUGGCAUGACUUGGUUCAAUUAUGGAGAUAGAAAUACUAAACUCUUUCAUGCUCAUGUGAAUGGAAAGAGGAAGAGACUGCAGCUAAAGAGAAUUCAAAAUAAUGCUGGACAAUGGGUGAAAGAUACAGAAGGAAUUGCAGAUGAAGCAGUUAGAUUUUUUCAAGCACAGUUUCAUGAAGAUGUAGUUCCUACAGAUUCUCAGAUCAUUAAUCGUGUCCCUCAAAUGGUUAAUGGGGAGCAAAACCAGGAACUAUUGAAACAACCUACUAGGGAGGAGGUCAAACAGGCAGUAUAUGGAUGA
Nicotiana attenuata is the source of this 1155-nucleotide messenger RNA. RefSeq lists its product as uncharacterized. The coding region runs from base 1 to 1155 and encodes 384 amino acids. The transcript has 3 exons. The record is from RefSeq and is a predicted model, not a curated record. Lineage: Eukaryota; Viridiplantae; Streptophyta; Magnoliopsida; Solanales; Solanaceae.